This is a messenger RNA of Brettanomyces nanus, 708 nucleotides long. RefSeq lists its product as uncharacterized. Gene Ontology annotation, molecular function: RNA polymerase I cis-regulatory region sequence-specific DNA binding. The coding region runs from base 1 to 708 and encodes 235 amino acids. The transcript is spliced from 2 exons. NCBI's taxonomy places the organism in Eukaryota, Fungi, Ascomycota, Pichiomycetes, Pichiales, Pichiaceae. The record is from RefSeq and is a predicted model, not a curated record. Gene Ontology annotation, cellular component: RNA polymerase I upstream activating factor complex; nucleus. Gene Ontology annotation, biological process: nucleolar large rRNA transcription by RNA polymerase I; transcription initiation at RNA polymerase I promoter.
AUGAAAUAUAUCCCUACAAUCGAUGCGAUACUCAAGGUAUCAGAGUAUCAUGAAGUGACAGUGAAAAAGAUAAGGAGAGCUUUAGAGGCAUUACUUGGGCAGGAGUUAUCUGAACAUAAGAAAGAUAUUAAUAAAGUGAUAUUAGAUAGAUAUCACAAGUUAAACGACGAGGCAGAGGCAGAGGCAGAGGCAGAGGCAGAAGAAGGGGCAGAAGAAGGGGCAGAAGAAGGGGAUGAACAAGAAGGAAUGAGAAAGAAAAUAGAAGCAUUGGAGAAAGAGAACCGUAUCUUAAGUUCACAAUUGAAUCAGUCGUUACACUCACAUACUAUUAAGAUGGCAGCUGCUAACAGAAGAGGGAUGCAAGCAGCACCUUCCAGAAGGCCACCAAAGGGAGUUGUUAAGCGUACAAGAAAGAAGAAGAGGAGUCAUGGAGAUAGUGGCGAUAUUAAAGAGAAUAGUCUUACUAAGAAGUUGAAGAUAAGUUCUGAGUUGGCAGGACUGUUCGGCAGUGAUGAAGAAAUAUCAAGAGCUGGGGCUGUUAAGAAGGUCUGGGCCUAUAUUAAAGAGCAUGAUCUACAGAAUCCUGAAGACAGAAGAGAAAUCAUAUGUGAUGAUAAGAUGAAGAAAUUGUUUGGGGAUAAGAUAAGUAUGUUCACUAUGACCAAGAUAUUAUCCAAGCAUUUUAUAGUGGACCCUGAAAAGACUUGA